This is a messenger RNA of Canariomyces notabilis, 1505 nucleotides long. RefSeq lists its product as uncharacterized. The transcript has 4 exons. The coding region runs from base 237 to 1250 and encodes 337 amino acids. The record is from RefSeq and is a predicted model, not a curated record. NCBI's taxonomy places the organism in Eukaryota, Fungi, Ascomycota, Sordariomycetes, Sordariales, Chaetomiaceae.
CUUGGCAGCCAGCCGGGCGUUUGCUCGGGGGAAAGAAGUGGUCUCCGUAAAGUGGUGAUAUAGACGGACACUGUGUGUGGCAUAUAAUGAGCAUUAUCUCGGUUCUCCCCUUUGCCUAUUCCUUCUGGCCCCCGACGACGCUGUCAUUCUCCACAGCCAGUCUCGCUCACUCAGCAGCGCUCACUGAAGGUAGCUAAUUGCUCUGCCGUCAUCAGGAGUCAGACCCAAAGGACAAGAUGCACUGGAGCUCGCUGGCAAGCCUGGGCCUCGUCGCACCGGCGGCGGCUUUGCUCCGGUUCGGCUGCUCGCAGCUUGUAGUUGAGCGACUAGAUCCGCUCGUCACACCGGGCAUCAACCCAUCCCCGCAUCUUCACCAAAUCAUUGGCGGCAAUGCAUUCAACGUCACCAUGGACCCAGCCAUGGGCGACAUAGCCGAGAGGGCGACCUGCACCACGUGCCAGUUCAGCGAAGACCUAUCCAACUACUGGACAGCCGUGCUCUUCUUCAAGGCACGCAACGGCAGCUACCACCGCGUACCACAGAUCCCCAACAUCGGCUUCGAAGGGUCCAACGGCGGCAUGACGGUCUACUACAUGCAGGACGGGCUGGCCAACUACCAACAGACGUCCAAGGUGACGGCGUUCAAGACGGGCUUCCGCAUGCUGAUCGGCGAGGCGUCGUACCGCAGCCGGGCCGACGCAGCCCGUUUCCGCCAGAUCACCUACACGUGCCUGCAGGACCUUGGCACCCGCUUCCCCGAGACCAUGGACUUCCCCAAGAAGCCGUGCCCCGCGGGCAUCAUGGCCAACGUCCGCUUCCCGACCUGCUGGGACGGCAAGAACCUCGACUCGCCCGACCACAUGAGCCACAUGAGUUACCCGGAGUCGGGCACCUUUGAGAGCGGCGGCCCCUGCCCGGCCUCGCACCCGGUUCGCGUGCCACAGCUUAUGUAUGAAACUAUCUGGGAUACGUCCAAGUUUAAUGCUGCAGAUCUCUGGCCCGAGGACGGCUCGCAGCCGUUUGUGUGGUCCAUGGAUGACACGACCGGCUUUGGCUCGCACGGCGACUACAUGUUUGGGUGGAAGGGCGACUCGCUGCAGCGGGCCAUGGACUCGCCGUGCUAUGUCAACUGCCCGACGCUCAAGACGCAGAGCGUUUCGGCCAUGAACAGGUGCAAGGUUCCUACUGUUGUUGACGAGCAGAUUGACGGCUGGUUGAAAGCACUCCCUGGAGCUCCCACCGGCGUCUAAGGGGAGCGGUAUGACAUGAGGCAGUCGGACGAGUCCUGGGAGGAAGCUAGGGUACCUACCGUACCUAUAUAAUACGUAGAAUGUUGACGGAAAAUAUGGGGGCUUGGAAGGGAUAUAAGCCUCCAAUUACCUUACCACUACAUCUAGAUCCCCCUGACCAUCGCACAAAGCAGUAAGAGCACCAACUCACCCCUAUCUCAAGGUAAGGAGGUACUUUCAGUUUCAUGUAGGCAGCACUUACAAGAUUGGGAAGAG